AUGAUUGAUUCUAAUGAGCAACUCCAGAAGUUCACGGACAACAACCUGCUUCGUCUUAUAGAAACAGCUGAUUCAACCCCAAAAGCAGUAGAGAAGGUGCGGGAAAUUUUAUCCCAUUAUAAUCGUCAAGUGAAAGGCAAUUCGGUCAUCACUUUUCCUAUUAGAGAUCUCAUAUCGAUGGUUAAGAACAAAGGUUCUGUUGCUGCUAUUUGUCUUGAUGGGUUGAAUCAAGCAUCUUUUCCCAAGCUGUUGACAGCAGCCCUCAAUUUUCUACUGAACGUGAUCGAAAAAAUGCCUACUGCUGCCCAGAAGAACUUUUCGACUUUAUUAUUCGAGCGCGUGCAGAAGGUUCGUGAGGAGGUGAAGGAUGGAGUUGCUAUUUCUUUGUUAUACAGAUGUAUAGGAAUUCUCGGGAAGCGCGAGCCGAGUAUCUUAGCUGGUCGAGUGGAAAGUAUUGCGUCGGCGUUCAGGUCUAUUGCUCAGGCUCCGGAUGAUGUUGGCUAUGCAAUUGUAGAUUGUCUCACUCAAUGGUUGGAUGGUGUUCGCAAAUUAACUGAUCAUUCUGUCACAAACAAUGUGAAGGACCUCAUCCAAGAAUUUGUAACUCAUGACAAUGCCAAAUGUCGCCUGAUUGCUUUGAAAUAUAUGGAAUCGCUUCUCACUUCCAGCGAAAUGGAUCUUAGAUGGGUGCUCUUACAAGCAUGUGGUGAUAGUCGAGAUGAGAUACGCAAUGAGGCAGUUCGCCUUAUUGACGUAUCACUAAAAGUCAAUGUUUCUGUGGACGUUGCCAUUUCUUAUUUAUGGGAUCGUCUGAACAUAAGCUGUUCACGAUAUUUAUGGGCUAUAUUGGCACGUGCAGUCGGUAUUCCCGUUGAUAUUAAAACCAUGGAUAGUGGACAUGAAUUCAUUCACAUUGCGCCAAAAAUCACUCGAUUACUCAGCGAAUCGUCUGUUGUGUUUCAGGAGCGUGUAACAAAAAUUUCCUUGUAUGCUCUGAAGGAUGCUCAUGACGUGUCUCUUUUCCACAUUGCUACCUGUUUUUCGGCCAUUCGCCUUCCCAUCUCUCCUCCAGUUUCGAUAAUAUCGACGUGUGUCCAACGUUGCCGCACUACAUCUCGUUCCGAGCUGGCAAACGUGGCUGCACACCUCGCGAUGUCUCUAAUGAGCGAUAAGGAGAGAAAUGAAUGGCUCUUAUCAACAUUGUCCGCAUUGGAGAAACCAAACUUCACUGCUGGAGAUUGUUGGCUUGCAAGUGCAUCCAUUGCCUCCCACGCAUCACCUCGUUCAACUACAUUGUCAGUAAUAAAUCAGCUAGUUAAUAUUGCUGAAGAUGAGUAUAACAAGACGACCAGUGUGUUGGAGUCAGCUCUUGGUGCAUUGGCCAACAUAUUGCGUGCCAUUGUCCUCCAUGAUAAGGAUUUCGUUUUGCCAUCUGACGCUGUGGAACAUGUUUUGGUUGUGUGCGAAAAAAUUGCGCUAUCUCGAAAAAACGCUAUUUCGCCUAAAGCUCAUGAAGAAGCAGCUCGUACAAUAGGAUUCGCUGCUACGGUGUUGAACGCAGAACUAUUCGACCAGCUGACAUCAACACUAUAUGCCAUUGGAUGCGGUCCUCCACAACCUGAGUUACAGCUGGUGGUGGGAGCAGCGUUAUACGAUGUUGCAUUGGGGCCAUACUCUUCUUCUCGUCGUAAUGUGUACCUUUCAUCUGAAGACGAAAUUCAGGCAUCAUCAGUACAAGGUUACUUCAUGGAUUACUGGAAAAAGUCCAGUCCGCCUUCAUUAUUGGCUUGGCUGAAAACAGUGAAAUACAAUUCCUUUUGGGGCGCUGCGCUUGGACUGGCAGCUGGUUUAGAAGAAUCGCACAGUGAACUUGAUCCUUUUCUUUGUCAGCUCGUUCCGAAAUUAUUCAGAUAUCGAUACGAUCCCGAUCAGGGGGUUAAGCAACCAAUGUGUGCUGUUUGGUCUGCUCUUAUUAAAUCGCGUCCGAAUCUUGUCAGUGUACCAGCAGACUCAAUCAUUGUGCUCACUCAGGUCGAAGAGUUCGUGGAUGACAUAGCCAGCGAGCUAAAGCAGCAAUUAUCUUGUCAAGAAUGGCGCGUCAGAGAAUCGGCCGUGUCUCUUUUACUGGAUUUAACGAAAACGGUGAAGUCCAAUAUUCAACCGUUUCUUGGCGAACUUAUUCCAGCGCUUCUUGAUACAAUAAGCGAUACGGAGCCAGAAGUUCUCAAUUAUGUCGCUGCUCGUUCGAGUCUUGCUGAGCUAGAAGUGGUAGGUGCUGAAUCAUUUCAGAACCAGUAUGUCAUUUUUCGUAGCAGUGAGGAGCUUCGUGUUUUCAAAAAGCACCUACAUCUGCAAGUUUUCGGUAGCCAAUCCAAUAACCAAUCCAAUGAUCUGGUGCAUCAAGGGUUUAGUUUCAGUAUUUCUAUUGGCUCGAGAUCUUUACAGUUAGAUGACGCACGAGCCCAGAUCGCGCGCACAUCGCCAAUGAUGAAUGCCGUUCAUGACUUAAUUCCCCAGAUAGACGGCUCUAUUCUUCUGGUUUUACAACCCCGACUAUGUGAACAACUUCGUUCGAGUGUAGGAUCAAGUACUAGGUCUUCGUGCGCACAGUUCCUCGUACUUCUCGCACUCAGGCAGCCCCAACUGCUAAGAGAUUAUCCAGCGCAGUGUGGUAAAGUAACAAAAGCAGUUGAAAAGUACCGUAUGUUUUUGUGUUACUUCGUUAUAGACAAGAUCUUCACUGCGCUAAUGUCUGGUAUUCAUGAUCGAAAUCCUUCGUUACGCAAAAGUUUUGCAAGUGCCAUUUCUUAUAUGGCAAAAUACGCUACGUCAUCUUCUUUGGAGAGGCUAAUGAGCGCUGUAUUGAAGAAUUUAAUGGGAGAAGACGAGUCCAUGAAGCAGUCAGCAAAACAGAUAUUGAAGAGUUUGUCUACGAACAGCGCGGAGCUUCUACAAAAUUACUCAAAGCUAAUUAUACCGUAUGUAUUCCUGGAAACGUGUCAACCUGUGACUCGUGGCGAUGAAACUUCCAGAAAGAGAAAUGAAGAAUGGUGCGAGCUGUGGAGCGAAAUUGUACCCACCACCCUGCUUUCCAACCUAAUACCUAUGAUGCCCGGUCGUAUCUGGACCGGUAAAGAACAUCUAAUAUCAGCCAUAUCAGUGGUUAUAUCCUAUGCUGGACAGUUCCUUCGUCAACAUUGGACCGAAACAAAUUUGGAGGAGCUAUUUCUUUCGUUAACAAAAGAAGCAUCAAAGGGGAAAAAGCAGUAUGCUGCUGCUGGUCUGUUAGCAUGUGCUGUUUUUGCUCGAAGUCUAUCGUAUUCUAAAGCUGCUGACUGGUUGUUCGAGAAAGUUGACGAAAAUAUGCGAAAGGUGACCAGUGAUCAAAGUGAUCAAUCUGAGGAUGAGGAGAUUGAUUCCUUCACUAAAGAUGCCACAUUAUCUGAAUUCAUUUGUCAGAACAUGAUAGCUAUCGCUAAAGCAGCUGGCGCCUAUUCAGGAGGCCAGAGAGCCCUUUCUGCGAUUGAUUCAUUCUGUUCGUAUUUGAAAUCUACAGAGCUUCCAUGGAAAGCAAAACAAGCCUUGGUGUCAGCACUUUCGGAUCUAAUCGACAGCUGGCAACUGGAUCCAGUUUUGGAAACGACUAAAUUGGUUGACGCCCUUUUGACUAUGGCUGAACAAAUGAUUGUGCAACAGAGGAAAUCUUUGGCAACUCAAAACCUUGGAGUAGUAUCAAAACUUGCAAGUCGUGGAGAUAUUUAUGCCAUAAAAUGGAGUGAAAUCAAAGCGAAGUGGGAAAUUAACGAAUUUAUACGAGAAAUUGGAUUGUUUGAAGAUCUAGUCGCUCUUAAUAUGAAUGUUAAUAAUAGAGGUGAAGCGAGCAGAACGCAUCGUAGUGGUGAAGACGGUGAUUUCUUCGCUAACGAUGAAGAGGAUCAUGAUGCUGAUCAGGACUCCUUGCUCAGUGAUGAGGAGUACGGAACCCGAAAAAAGAGGAGCAAAAUUAGAAGUACUAGAACAGUUUCCACUCCAUCGCGUAUUGCCGCACUAGGUCUUGGACAAUCCCGCACUCCAGAUAUUACUUGUUGCGACGCCACGUUCCACAUGGUUUUUAUCAGGAGAAAAGCAAGGACAUUAUCUGAGUCAAGUGAGGAGGAAUGGCUAUGCAAGCCACGCUUGAAUGGCAAAGCAAAGACAAUGGAAAGUGCUUUUGUUGAUACGCCUGUUAAGAAACGCAGUCGUAAAGCGGUGAUACUUUCGGAUGACAGCGAGGAUGAAAAUGAAGAUCAUCCGAGUUCAGUGGCAGCACUUACAAAGGCUGCCUGCGAAGGUACAAAGCGUGACCGUAAAAGGAAAAUCUUUUCUGGUAACAAAGGUUGUGUCGAUGGCGAUGAAAAAGGCUCAGAAUCUGGUGAUGAAUCUGAUGCUUCAGAUGAAAGUGAU
Angiostrongylus costaricensis is the source of this 4443-nucleotide messenger RNA. The record is from the annotation of a GenBank genome assembly. Lineage: Eukaryota; Metazoa; Nematoda; Chromadorea; Rhabditida; Metastrongylidae.